Messenger RNA from Penicillium samsonianum, 798 nucleotides. RefSeq lists its product as uncharacterized. The record is from RefSeq and is a predicted model, not a curated record. Bases 1 to 798 code for a protein of 265 amino acids. NCBI's taxonomy places the organism in Eukaryota, Fungi, Ascomycota, Eurotiomycetes, Eurotiales, Aspergillaceae. The transcript is spliced from 2 exons.
AUGUCUGCCACCGGUGCUCAACUAGGCUCAUCAUGCGGUUUCUCAACGCGCAUUUCGCUCCGAUGGGUCCCAGAAGUCCCUGAGGAAACAACCGACACAAUUGUGCUUUCCGUGGGAGAGUGGUUCCUUGAUUUGCGAAUGGACAAGAAAUCCGGCGACAUCGACUGGGCAAUGGCCGGCACUAGAAUCGAGGAAAAUCCUAAGGGAAUCCCACUCAAAGUUAUCUUUACGCGCGAGUUGGACUCCCUGAAUGAGAUCGGCAUUAAGGAUAUUGGUAACUUUAGCCCCCGUCCCGAUGGUACCGAUCUUGAAAGCGGGGAGAUGCCUCGGGCCGACCUUCCUGGUGCGCCUAUGACAGCCUUUGAGGAGGUCUGGCAGGAGUUACCCUUCAGAGAAGGCCCUGAAGGGGCGAAGAAAGGGAUUUCGUGGAUUCUAGAGUCCGAUGAUGCUCCCCUAGCUCCAGGUGAGCAGGAAGGACAGGUGACCGUAACCAAAAUCUUUAUGGGCCGCAUCUGGGGAACUUAUUUGGCGUUCCAGCAAACUCAGACUCAUUCUAGCCAGAAAGAUGAGAGCGGAGUGUGGUCUGUGAAGAGGUCGGGAAGUGAAGUCAGUGCGAGAAGAGAAGAGUGGGGUUCUAGGUGGGAGGAGAAAUAUGUGGUGGGCCCUGAUGGAGCUGCCGUACCCUCGAUGAAGAACGGCUAUGACGGAGAAGGUAUGGGCACAUGGAGGAUCCCAGGGGAGAAGGUGGUUAUUCAGGGAAAGUCGUUCAUUGUUCGGGCCUUCGAAGAGAUUCAGUAA